Messenger RNA from Elephantulus edwardii (Cape elephant shrew), 981 nucleotides. RefSeq names its product free fatty acid receptor 2 (gene FFAR2). The transcript has a single exon. Lineage: Eukaryota; Metazoa; Chordata; Mammalia; Macroscelidea; Macroscelididae. Gene Ontology annotation, cellular component: plasma membrane. The record is from RefSeq and is a predicted model, not a curated record. Gene Ontology annotation, molecular function: G protein-coupled receptor activity. The coding region runs from base 1 to 981 and encodes 326 amino acids. Gene Ontology annotation, biological process: cellular response to fatty acid; G protein-coupled receptor signaling pathway.
AUGCCAGAAUUUCGCAAUUCCUUGAUCCUGGCGGCUUAUAUCAUCAUCUUCCUCACUGGUCUCCCCGCCAACCUCCUGGCCCUGCGGGCCUUCGUGGGGCGGAUCCGUCAGCCCCACCCUGCCCCUGUCCAUGUCCUCCUGCUCAGCCUGACGCUGGCGGACCUGCUGCUGCUGCUGCUGCUGCCCUUUAAGAUUGUGGAAGCGGCAGAUGGCCUCCAGUGGCACCUGCCCGAGCUCCUGUGCGCCCUCACUGCCUUCGGCUUCUACAGCAGCAUCUACUGCAGCACCUGGCUGCUGGCGGGCAUCAGCGUCGAGCGCUACCUGGGAGUGGCCUUCCCGGUGCAGUACAAGCUCUCGCGGAAGCCUGUGUACGGCGUGAUCGCGGCUCUGGUGGCCUGGAUCAUGUCCUUCGGCCACUGCAGCAUCGUCAUCAUCGUCCAGUACUUGAACUCGACCACAGAUGGGAGCACCUUCGUCUGCUACGAGAACUUCACCAAGGAGCAGCGCGACGUGGUGCUCCCGGUGCGCCUGGAGCUGUGCCUGGUCCUCUUCUUCAUCCCCAUGGUGGUGACCAUCUUCUGCUACUGGCGCUUCGUGUGGAUCAUGCUCACGCAGCCCCACGUGGGGGCCCAGCGGCGGCGCCGAGCCGUGGGGCUGGCGGUCGUGACCCUGCUCAAUUUCCUGGUGUGCUUCGGACCUUACAACGUCUCUCACCUGGUGGGGUAUCACACCGGGCAAAGCCCCGCGUGGCGAGUGGAAGCCGUGGUGUUCAGUUCUCUUAACGCCACCCUGGAUCCCCUGCUUUUCUAUUUCUCGUCCUCGGUGGUGCGGAGAACCUUUGGGAAGGGGCUGCAGAUGCUGAGAGAUCAGGCCUCUUCCCUGAUGGGAUGCACGUGCAGAGCGUCUGCCGAGGGGACCAGUGGGGACAGGAGCGUGAACCAAACGGAUGCGGCGCCCAGUUCUGAUUUCACCACAGAAUGA